Molecule: messenger RNA, 891 nt
Organism: Penicillium cataractarum
Lineage: Eukaryota; Fungi; Ascomycota; Eurotiomycetes; Eurotiales; Aspergillaceae
Product: DUF1115 domain protein
Exons: 1
Coding region: 1-891 (296 amino acids)
Source: RefSeq, a predicted model, not a curated record
AUGGCUGCAACCAAUUCAUCGCUCCUACCAGCAGACAUCAUAGAGUCUCAAUUGGCCACGAUUGACCUCAUAUCGGCGAUGUACCCAUCUCCCGGAGAGCUGGAAAUCCCUGAAUCCACAACAGAGUGCAUCGAAAAGCUUCGCGACUGGUGCCAAGACCCAACAUCUACGCCAUCUAAGAUCCCUGCAAGCAUAUCUCUCACCGUCUGUCUACCAAUCGCAGAUGGAGACAAGACGAUACAAGUCAACAUCUCAGUCCCACUUCAAUCCGAGAGUCAACAGCCAAUCGACCAGCCCCCGCCAUUGGGAUAUUCCCUCCGACAACCGGACUGGAUGUCCAAAGCCGAAGUGGCAGAACUCGCCUCAUCAAUGCCGAAAGAUGAUGCAUUAGAAGCGUUCGAAUACAUCCAAUCAGAAUGCGUCCGCUUCCUCGAGACCAAGCAAAGUCAAGCUCUAGCAUCAGAAGGAACGAACACAGAUACGCGCUCCAGCGGCCCACUCGUAAGAGUGUGGUUUUACUUCCCUUCUCUAUCAACUCGGAAAAAGAGAGACGACAUGGUGAAUCUCGCACCCGGGUAUUCUCUGACGGGCUUCGUGCUUGCGGGCAAACCGGGGGUACUAUGUCUCGAGGGUCUGUCACCGGAUAUCGAUGCUUAUAUGAGUUUCAUCAAGACGCAUUCCUGGGGUGAUAUCCCCAGUCAUCAGAAAAAAGUCAGUGAACGGUUUCGGGAGACGGAGGGGGUUCAAAGGGUAUUCUCGGGAAUGGAGGAGAUUACGGACUCGUUGGGGGAGCGAGGAGGGCAGCGGGCAAAUCGGGGUGAUAUGCAAGCAUUGGAGGCCUGGCUGGGGAGUAAAGGGUUGCAGGAGGCAUUUGAAAAGGUCAUAUUCUAG